AUGAUUAUUUUAUUUUUUAUUGGGAUAUUAAAAGCCUCAUCAAACAAUUAUUGUUUUGAUUGCAAAACAUUUACUACUCCAUCUGAUUGUGAUUCACUAAUACCUUUAUGUUCUUGGACGCAAAAUAGUUGUGUUGAAGGAUAUGUUAAGCCAUAAAUUAAUCUCUAUGCAUAAUAAACAACUCUUUAUUGUUCAUAGAAUUUUGAGAGAUGUUCAUUAACUUAUGGCUGUUCAUUUUAUAAUGAUAUCUGUAUAAGAUUUUUAGGAUGUGAUGCGUAUUAGUCAUAUUCAGAUUAAGAUUGUAUAAGAAUAUCAUAUCUUUGUAUGUGGAAUGAUGAAAAGUAAGGAUGUAUUCGUAGUCCUUACUAUGAUAAUGAUGGAAAUGUUAUAAAAUAAAGAAUUUGUAAUGAAGCUCAUUAAAUAUGGAGAAGCAAGGAAGGCUGUCCUAAAUAUUCUAGCCAAUGUAUUUUUAAUGGAAUUUAAUGUACAGAAUAUUUAUCAAGUUGUAAUUAAUAUUCAACAACAAAAGAAACUUGUGAUUAAUUAAUAGGAGUAGAUGGAUUAUGUGAAUUUUAAAUUAAUUGUAAAGCUAAGACAUGUGGAAGUUAUAAUUCAGUUAAUUGCAUUUAAUAUAGAUCAGAUUGUUAUCUUGAUGAAUAAAGUAUAUGCUAAUAAAAAUAAAAAUGUGAAAAUAAUAAUGUUAGUAAGAAAUCAUAAUGUUUAAAUAAAAUAGAAUAAAAUUGUUAUUUUGAUGGAAGAACUUGUUCAUAAAAAUCUUUAAAAUUAUGUUCCGAAUAAUCUCAAGAAUUAUGUUAAGGCUCUGUAGGAAGAGAUGGAAUUUGCAUUUUAUAAAAUAAAAAAUGUAUAAAAUUAUAGUGUUAACAUGAUGAAAAUAAAUUAUAUUAAAAAAUGGAAAUAUUUGAUGAUUAUUGCUAAAAUUUAUAUAUAUGUGAAUAAUAAAAUAGUGGAUGUACUAAAAUUGAUUAAUAAUAAUGUUCUAAUAUUUUUAUAGUUUAAAAAGAUUGUCAAUGUUAAUAAUGUACACUUAAUAAAUAAGAAUGUAUUAAUGCUACUUCAUAAUAAGAAUGUAUAUAAUAUAAAUAAUUAAAUUCUAAUAUUCCAUGUUAUUGGAAUUAGGAUUAAAAUAUAUGUUUAUCAGCAACUAGGUGUUCAUAAUUAUAAAAUAAAUCUUCAUGUUAGAAAUUAAAACCAACUUGUGUUUUUCGAAAUAAUAUAUGUUAUGAUGUAUUAGAAUUUUCAUGCACUUAAAUUACUAAUGUUGAGAAAGGAGAGGGCAUUAUUGAGAAAUAUUGUUAAGAGAAUCGAGGUUGUUCGAUUCUUAGUAAUUAAUGUGUAAAUCUCUCAUUUGAAUGUGGAAGUUAUACAAGUUAUUCAACUUGUUUCAAAAAUUUAUAAAAUUAACCAUGUGUUUGGAAUUAAGAUAGAAGAUAAUGUUUGAGGUAUAGAGAGAGAGGAUUAUUAAAAAAAUAUGAAUGUGAAACUAUGAGUAAUUUAUGGACAUUUUAAGAUGAAAAUUGCCAAAUUAGAAAACAUUGUACUUUAUUAAACGAUACUUAAAUUGGUUUAGAAGGAAGUUGUUUAUAAUAUAGGUUUGAAUAACUUUAAUAAAUUAAGAAUAAUUGUUCUGAACUUGUUAGGGAAGAUUGUGAAAAUAUGUUUCAUAAUAAAUGUUAUUUCGAUUAAAAUUCGGCUUAAUGCAGAAAUCUUGAAUGUUCAAAUCUGAAUUAAACUUCAUGUAAACCAAUUAAAGGAUUUAAAAUCUAAGACUAUAAAUAUUGUAGAUUAUUUGGUGAAGUUUGUAUUGAAAUUUUGCCUAUGAAUGAAAAAGAUUGUAUAUUAUAUAGUGGAGGUUCUAAAUUCUUUAUAGAUAACUAUUGUGUAUCUUGUAAAUAAGAAAUUGAAUGUCAAUGGAAUUUCUAGUCAGAUUAAAGUGAAUUCUAAUCUCAGUUGUCUAUAAUAAUGAUUAUUUUUUAUAUUUUAAUAUUAUGAGUGAAGAUGUAAUUGUUAAAAAACUUAAACUAUCCAAUGGUAUUUAUUUUUAUUCACUUCAUUAAUAGCCAAUUUCGUUUUGUAAUAUGGUGAACCUAAAUUUGAUACAAAAUAAUUGAUGCAAAGUGAAGCACAAAGAAUUUUUAAUCAAUAUUCUCAAAUUGUUAAAGAUGAAAAAAGACCUUAAGUUUUUGGAUUUAUAAAUCAAUAAACAAAUGCAUUCUUAAAACGAAUAGAAGAACAUCGUCAAAUAUUGAAAUAACAAAUUGAAUUAUAAAUUAAGAUCUGUUAAGGAAAUAUUCUUCUACAAAAAGCCUUGCUUAGUUAUGAUUAAAAGAAAUGA
Paramecium sonneborni is the source of this 2353-nucleotide messenger RNA. NCBI's taxonomy places the organism in Eukaryota, Ciliophora, Oligohymenophorea, Peniculida, Parameciidae. The record is from the annotation of a GenBank genome assembly.